AUGGGGCCAGAGCCGCUGCGGGACGAGGAGGAGGAGGACGGGGGGCCCCCCCGCCGCAGCCGCUUCGUGAAGAAGGACGGGCACUGCAACGUGGAGUUCGUCAACCUGGGCGAGAAAAGCCAGCGGUACCUGGGCGACCUGUUCACCACCUGCGUGGACGCCCGCUGGCGCUGGCUGGCCCUGCUCUUCUCCCUGGCCUUCGUGCUCUCCUGGCUGCUCUUCGGCCUGGCCUUCUGGCUGGUGGCCGCCCUGCACGGCGACCUGGGCCCCGCGCCCACCCCGCGCCCGCCCUGCUUCACCCAGGUCACCGGCCUGCUGGGCGCCUUCCUGCUCUCGCUGGAGACCCAGACCUCCAUCGGCUACGGCUCGCGCAGCGUGACCGAGGAGUGCCCGGCCGCCGUGCUGGCCGUGGUGCUGCAGUGCGUGGCCGGCUGCCUGCUGGACGCCUUCCUGCUGGGGGCCAUCAUGGCCAAGAUGGCCAAGCCCAAGAAGCGCAACCAGACGCUGCUCUUCAGUCGCUGCGCCGUGGUGGCCCUGCGGGACGGGAAGCUCUGCCUCAUGUGGCGCGUGGCCAACCUGCGACGCAGCCACCUGGUGGAGGCCCACGUCCGCGCCCAGCUGCUGCAGCCCCGCGUGACCCCUGAGGGCGAAUUCCUGCCCCUGGACCAGCGGGACGUGGACGUGGGCUUCGACAGCGGCACCGACCGCCUCUUCCUGGUCUCGCCGCUCACCGUGGUGCACGAGAUCGACGACACCAGCCCCUUCUACGGGCUGGGGCCGGCCCAGCUGGCCCGGGCCGACUUCGAGCUGGUGGCCAUCCUGGAAGGCAUGGUGGAGGCCACGGCCAUGACCACGCAGUGCCGCACUUCCUACCUGCCAGGCGAGCUGCGCUGGGGCCACCGCUUCGCCCCCGUCCUGGCCCGCUGCCGCCGCGGGCGCUACCGGGUCGACUUCCACCACUUUCACCGAACCUACCCGGUGCCCGGCACCCCCCGCUGCAGCGCCCGGGAGCUGGGUCAGCAGCACCCCAGCGCCCCACGCGCCUGCUUCUGCUACGUUAACGAGCUGGCCCUGCGCGAGCAGGAGCAGGAGGAGGAGGAGGACGGGGCCACGGGCGGCCUCGGGGCCACGGAGACGUGA
Messenger RNA from Gopherus flavomarginatus (Mexican gopher tortoise), 1140 nucleotides. RefSeq names its product potassium inwardly rectifying channel subfamily J member 14 (gene KCNJ14). Gene Ontology annotation, biological process: regulation of monoatomic ion transmembrane transport; potassium ion import across plasma membrane. The transcript is spliced from 2 exons. The coding region runs from base 1 to 1140 and encodes 379 amino acids. The record is from RefSeq and is a predicted model, not a curated record. Gene Ontology annotation, molecular function: inward rectifier potassium channel activity. Lineage: Eukaryota; Metazoa; Chordata; Testudines; Testudinidae. Gene Ontology annotation, cellular component: plasma membrane.